Molecule: messenger RNA, 264 nt
Organism: Papaver somniferum (opium poppy)
Lineage: Eukaryota; Viridiplantae; Streptophyta; Magnoliopsida; Ranunculales; Papaveraceae
Product: glycine-rich RNA-binding protein-like
Exons: 2
Coding region: 1-264 (87 amino acids)
Molecular function (GO): RNA binding
Source: RefSeq, a predicted model, not a curated record
AUGGCUGAUGUAGUGAUGUUGUAUUCAGAUGUUUCGUUGGUGGACUUGCAUGGGCUACCAAUGAUGAUUACCAAAGCUUUCAGUGCUUUUGGAGAUGUCGUUGAAUCUAAAAUCAUCAAUGACCGUGAGACUGGAAGAUCCAGGGGUUUUGGCGGUGGCUUCCGCAGCGGUGGCGGAGGUAGAUAUGGAAGUGGUGGUGGCAGCGGAGGUGGCUACGGUCAACGUUCUGAAGGUGGUGGUGGAUACGGAAGUCGUCGUGAAUGA